UAGUUCCUGUCAGGCAGUGAGUGUUGUUGGUAAGCGAAUGAAAGAUGCUCUUGAAGUAAUAUUUAGAUCAUUCAAACAAGCACAGCUGUAAGUGCGUAGGUUUAUUUGACAUACUUUAAGAGGAAUAAGCAUCUCAACUCGCCGGAAACUUGUUUAAAGCCGUAACACGUGAGUGGUUAAGCUAGCUAGCUACGUGGCUACUUCACGUGUGUGUUGCUAACGGUAGCUAACCGGCAUCGCUGUCAUUCAAACUCGUUGUGGUUUCGGUGUCUGUGCAUUAGUGUGUAUCAGCGGAUCUUUAAGAGGCGAGUGCAGCUCGUAUGGCUGGCAGUAGGAUGAAGCUGGAGCUGUGCCGUGUGGUUCAGGGAAGCAGUCGGCUGGGUGUCCUGAAGGGGCUCGGCAGGACGGGACAGCACUCUUUGGAAGUCCCGGGGUGUCUGCUGCACACACAUUUAGGCACAGUGCCCCACCUCACCCAGGACACACUGCACACCCUGAGCAACCUCCCCUCUGUCACCCAGGUCACCCUCUCCAAUCUAGCAGAGCACCAGGAAGUGUUGGAGGAGUUUAAGGAUGGAUUCAGGAAGUUUGCAGGUCUUCACGAUACUGUGUUGUACUGCUCGCUUCACGACCCUGCGACCCCCUGCCCCACAGGUUACACUACUAACAAGACGGUGUCAGUUUGGGGCAGCGGGGGACGGAUAGAGCUGACCGUGGCCAAGUUCAUGGCUCUCCAGAAGACCGUGCAGCCAGACUGGUACCAGAGCAUGGCAGACGGAGAGACGUGGCAGAACAACACCUCUCGCAAAAGGGUUCGAAAGUCGGUGGAUCGAACUCUUGCCCACUUGGAUGAGUGUCUGCUGGUUCACCAAAAAUCACAGGAGUUGGAGGGAGUGGAGGUAUUUGGGGUGGUGGAGGGAGGAGACAUCCUGGACGAGAGGGUGCGCUCAGCCAGGGAGACAGCCAAGAGGCCUGUGGCAGGAUUCUGCCUGGACGGACUUCAGACGGGCUCCAUGGACCAGACCCUGAGGACGCAGCUCAUCACUGCUGUGACCAAGGAGCUGCCAGAGGACAAACCCAGACUGCUGCAGGGUGUAGGGCGACCUGAUGAGGUGCUGGCGUGCGUGGAGGCCGGCGUGGACCUGUUUGAGAGUUUCUUCCCGUUCCAGGUGACGGAGCGAGGCUGUGCUCUUUGCUUCAGCUUCGACAUCUCCCCGGACCCAGAGCUGGCAGGUAGAGCGCCCCCUGCAGUGCUGGAGCUGGAUGAAGAGCGGGGCACGGCGGGGGAGAUGCAGCAGAAUGGAGAAGUUAAUCUUGAUGAUCAAAUGCAAAUGACAUCCUUUGAGAUCAAUCUCAAAGACAAGAGGUACCAGGAUGACUUCAGGCCCCUGGUGGAGGGGUGUGGCUGCUACUGCUGUAAGAACCACCAGAGGGCGUACCUGCACCACCUGCUGGUGACCAAUGAGCUGCUGGCCGGAGUACUCCUCAUGAUCCACAACACAGCCCACUAUCAUGCCUUCUUUGGCGCCCUGAGAGAAGCUCUGGCCAGUGAUAAACUGGACCUCCUUAAGAGACGAGUGCUUGGGGAGAGAGUCGGGCAGACUGAAAGAAAGGACGGAGACAGAUAAAUCAGAAUGAUAGGAAAGGGACUGAUUCAGCCUUUCCUCUGAAGGAUCACUGGACUGACUUAGCCAGACACAAUCAAGGCGCCAUCUUACUCUCUGAAUCCCUGUGUGCCUCCUGUUGUGGUCUGAUUACAGGCCAGCACAUGACUAAUAUCCUCUGCGCUCAUUGACAUAGCAGCGUAGACCAGAGGGAGAACUAACUUGGUGACCAGUUAUUAAGGGGGGGGGGGCGGACCAAAAUAGAUCCUGCUUUUACGUGAAACGUCAUGUGUAUAAUAAGAUUUCCUUGAGGCUUUUUUUCAUUUCAUACUUAAUGGAUUUGUCGUCAUCAUUUGUCAUUUGUUCAUGAAUCUUUUCAAUGUUUCAGCUGGAUGAGCUUCUCACACAUGUACAUUGACUUUGAUGAGACUGUGUGUCACAUUAAACACGCCACUCUCACCAUGC
Molecule: messenger RNA, 2069 nt
Organism: Epinephelus moara (kelp grouper)
Lineage: Eukaryota; Metazoa; Chordata; Actinopteri; Perciformes; Serranidae
Gene: qtrt2
Product: queuine tRNA-ribosyltransferase accessory subunit 2
Exons: 8
Coding region: 321-1628 (435 amino acids)
Molecular function (GO): tRNA-guanosine(34) queuine transglycosylase activity
Source: RefSeq, a predicted model, not a curated record